AUGGAUGAGGGGGGCAUUGUAUUGGCCGUGCUGCUGGCCGCAGUGGCUGUCGCUGCUGUUACGGCACCCCUGCUCGUGCUGUUGCCAGGCGUGGAUGAGCUUUUGAGGCGCCUCAAAGAUGGGAGCACGGAUGAUAUGGCCGUGAUGCUGACAGCGCUGCUGGCCACAUUGCCUUUUGUUGCUGUGAUCGAUCGUGCUCUCCUGGUAGUGACAGGCGGCCAUGCCCCUCUCGAGUCCCAGCUCUCUAUGACAGGAGCUGUCAACGGGGAUUUGGAGGAGGAAUUGGUAGCAGCAAAAUUGGAACUGGAGGGGAAAUAUGUUGUAAUGAAGGGGCAGUUGACUGGACAGAGGGACGGGUUGGGGAAGGCAGGGAAGGAAGUGAUGGGUGUCAGGGAGGAUGUGAAGCCUCAUGGGGCUGAUGACGAGCCUUGA
Molecule: messenger RNA, 432 nt
Organism: Closterium sp. Naga37s-1
Lineage: Eukaryota; Viridiplantae; Streptophyta; Zygnematophyceae; Desmidiales; Closteriaceae
Source: the annotation of a GenBank genome assembly